AUGUCAUCCCCAAGAUCGGCAUCCCCAGUCAACAGCCCGGUAGCAGUCGCUUCGGGCAGACCUUCCUCUCCAACACCACCUGGAGGCCCAAAGACGGCGAUUAGAAGACGUGCGGCGGCGGAUCAGAAGGAUAAGGUGGCGAAUGCGAGGCCGAGUAGUACGAGGGCGGCGGGUGCGGGUGGGAGUAGUAGUACCAUGUUGAGACUUUACACGGAUGAAUCUCCAGGAUUGAAGGUCGACCCAGUCGUUGUCUUGGUUCUCUCUCUCGUCUUCAUCCUCAGUGUUGUUGCACUUCACCUUAUCGCAAAAGUCACUCGCAAAUUCUCAUCUUAA
This is a messenger RNA of Sclerotinia borealis F-4128, 333 nucleotides long. The record is from the annotation of a GenBank genome assembly. NCBI's taxonomy places the organism in Eukaryota, Fungi, Ascomycota, Leotiomycetes, Helotiales, Sclerotiniaceae.